Molecule: messenger RNA, 1929 nt
Organism: Salvia splendens (bonfire salvia)
Lineage: Eukaryota; Viridiplantae; Streptophyta; Magnoliopsida; Lamiales; Lamiaceae
Product: protein IQ-DOMAIN 17-like
Exons: 4
Coding region: 220-1770 (516 amino acids)
Molecular function (GO): protein binding
Source: RefSeq, a predicted model, not a curated record
AUAUCAUGCCGCUACAAAAAUACCUACGUCUUGCCAUAGAGGCUUAUACAGUUUUAGAUGCUGCAAAACAGAUAAGCACCCAAUCAAAGAUUAGUCCCAUUACUAUUUAAUCCCAUUCCCUUACCAAUAAUUGUUCUAUAUUUGAAUCCUCACAUUCACCACCUUAAGGGAUUACAUAUUUCACCUUUUUCUUUUCCUGUACAUGUUGCUUCUCUUGUAAUGGGCAAGAAAGGCUCUACUUCCUGGCUCACCGCCGUCAAGCGGGCCUUCCGCUCUCCCACCAAAGACUCCGACGCCGAUAGCAAGAGCUGCCGCAGGAAAGUUGAACACCAUCGCCAUGAUGACCAAGCCAAGGUAUAUAUAUAUAUAUAUAUAUAUAUAUAUCAUCAUCAUGUAUUAUAUCAUAAAAUGUACAAGAUUUUUUGUAUUGUUGACGGCAUUGUACAGAAGAGUGAGAGGAGGAGAUGGCUGUUCAGGAAACAUUCCAACAACAAUACCGCAGAACCUCCGGUGAUGCCUCCUCAGCAGAGGCAUGUCAUCGAGGUGGCUGCAGCAACAGCGGCAGCAGCUGAAGCAGAGGUGGCAACUGCAAAAGCUGCUGUGGAGAUGAUCCGGAUGAGCUCCAAUGCUGCGGUCUCAGCGAGAGUCAUUCAAACUGCCUUCAGAGGCUAUUUGGCGAGGAGAGCAUUGGUGGCGCUCAAGGGAAUAGUGAAGCUCCAGGCUCUAAUCCGAGGGCAGAACGUAAGGAAGCAAGCUAACAUGACCAUGAAAUGCAUGCAGUCGCUGCUGCGGGUGCAGGCGCGGCUGCGCGAUCAUCGCGCCCGACUCUCCCAUGAUGCCGGGAGACACUCCAUGUUUGCAGAGACAACCAAUUUCCGGGACUCUUCCAAGUACCUCAGACAUAGAAACUCUAGAUCGACAGAGGGAAGCUGCGUGACUGACGAAUGGAGGCCGGCGCUGGAGUGCCCGCGCACGCUGGAAGAGCUUGAAGCUAUACUAAAAGCCAGGAACGAAGCGGCAUUGGUGAAUGAAAAGUUUUUGGCUUUUGCUUUCGCUCAGCAGAACAACCCAGUGGAUAGUGACAGGAGCGCCUACAACGGAGACGAAAGCGAGCUAGACAACAGAACAAACUGGCUGGAUAAGUGGAUGGCCACCAAGCAGUGGGAGACCACCAGCAGAUCCUCCACCGACUACCGCCGAGACUCCAUCAAAACCGUCCAGAUCGACUCCCUCAAAACUACCAACACCCGCCGAUCGCUCUGCCAGAGCCCCAUUCAUAGGAACUCCACCGCUUCUCCCCACCACAGAUUGCUGGCUCCGUCAACGCCGUCUCUCGCAUCCAGAACAAGAUCGCCGCAAAUCCGCCCGCCCAGCUACUCCACUGCGAAUACGCCGUCACUGCGCUCCGUGUACCGCGUCAACACCGUCGCCGGCGCUCAGAAACCUAAUUACAUGGCGGCGACUGAAUCUGCGAAGGCGAGGAUCCGAUCGCAGAGCGCGCCGCGGCAGCGUCCGUCGACGCCGGAGAGAGAGCGCGGCGGAUCGGCGGCCAGGAAACGCCUCUCGUACCCCGUAUCGGAACCGUAUUGCGUGAAUUUCGGAUUCGGAUGCAAUAAGGUCGGGCAGAAUCAGAGAAGUCCGAGCUUCAAGAGCGUUCAGGCCGGGUACGUAGGGAUGGAGGAACAGUCCAAUUAUUCAUACUACACAGAGAGUAUCGGCGGCGAGAUAUCUCCGUGCUCGACAACCGAUCUCCGGCGGUGGUUGAGAUGAAGAUGCUGCGUUUAUAUGGACGCCUAUUGAUAUUUGCGUGCAGAAAUUAUGGUUAGUAGUACAGGUGAACAAUGUCAGCCUCAAUUUCAUGUUUCCUAAAAUUUGAUGAAAGAAAGGACGAGAAGUUAAUGGCACCAAAAUUGAAGAAAGAAUGACCAA